This is a messenger RNA of Hippocampus zosterae (dwarf seahorse), 4664 nucleotides long. RefSeq names its product dispatched RND transporter family member 3 (gene disp3). Bases 353 to 4219 code for a protein of 1288 amino acids. Lineage: Eukaryota; Metazoa; Chordata; Actinopteri; Syngnathiformes; Syngnathidae. The transcript is spliced from 21 exons. The record is from RefSeq and is a predicted model, not a curated record. Gene Ontology annotation, cellular component: membrane.
CUUGCCUGCCUUCCACUCAGAACAAAGCCACGAGAGAGAAAGAGAGAGAGAGAGAGAGAGGAGGGGAGAAAUGUCUCGCUGACUCUGUCGCCCGGACGACCAGCGGCGACGAGAGGAGAGCGGCGAGAAACGCCAGUGCAAAAAAAUGCAAAACAUAGGGAAAGCCAAAUAUUUUUCUUGUAGGAGUUGGAGUGUUGGUGGCUAUGCUUGAUGACUCAUGACUAUAAGCGUCACCUUUCAGGAGAAGCAGGAGGGGAUGAUACCCCAAAGCGCACAUUGCGUGUGGACCCAGAAGGCCUGAACGGACCCCGAGUUCCCCCUCGCCCCCUCCCAUCAGCCUCAUACAACAAGGAUGGACGCGGACGACGAGGCGCUGUUGUUUCACACAACCCGGGGAGUAGAGGAGGAGGAAGAGCAGGUGGAGGUGGCGACGGUUGGAGGUUUGAGGCACGCGGUGAUAGGCGGGCCGUGGAGGCUUGUGGCCUGGGUCUACACGCGGCCCUGGGCCAGCGGGGCCGUCCUCGGGGGGUUUCUGGUCCUGCCCUGCGCCUUGUUUGCCUUCAUGCUCCUCUACUGGCCGCCUCUGGACAUCGACCUCUCCUACGGUGCCUUCGAAGUGCACAGUCACUUCUCUGCCGAGCGUUUCGACGCCCUCGCCGUUGCGUUGAAGACCCAGCUGGGCUCCUGGGACAGACGCAAGAGGGACUCGGAGGGCGGCGAGGCCGAGGCUCUGGGGGAGCAACCGAAGGAGAACCCGGUCAACAACGGGACACUUGACGACGCCCCCGAGACGGCUGCGGGCCAUCAAGCGUCAGCCCGCCGCGGACGGCGCUCGACCCCCGACUACUACCUCCAGAGUCAGGCCUUGUGGAGGAUCGAGCUGGUGUUCGUGGCUCAGGGCGAGGGCGACGGCAACAUCUUCACUCCCGAGCGCCUGCGCACCAUCCACGAGGUGGAGCGUCUCCUCAUGCGGCACCCGCAAUUCCCUCAGUUUUGCUGGAAGCCCGUGGAGGUGCUGAAGGACCUCCCGCUGGGGCCCUUGUACUGCUCCCCGCCCAGCUCGCUCCUGUCAUACCUCUACCCCAGCGAGCGAGGUGGGAAGAUCUACUACGACGGCAUGGGUCCAGAUCUGGCCGACAUACAAGGUUCGUUGAGUCUGGCCAUCACCCACCCUCAGUUCUACUGGUACGUGGAUGAGAGUCUCUCCCCCGAUCACCUCUCCUCCUCCCUCCUGCGAAGCGAAAUCCACUUCGGCGCCCCUCUCCCAUCCUACUACUCCGUGCAGGACCGAGCCGACGAGCAGAGGAGCCACUUCAAGGACUUUGCGGUGCAGUAUGCCGAAAUCCUGGCCAAGCAAUCCACCAGCCAAGUGAAGGUUCUCUACGGGGGAACGGAGCUGUUUGACCAUGAAGUGAGGCACACCUUCAGGAACGAUAUGAUGCUGGCAGUCAUCAGCGGGGUCUGCAUUAGCGUGCUGGUCUACGUCCUGACCUCUUUCUCUGCCUUUUUGACCUUCUUCGGGUUGGCCAGCAUCGGUGUGAGUUGCCUGAUGGCUCUUUUCUUGUACCACGUGGCGUUCGGCGUCAGGUACCUCGGGAUUCUCAACGGAGUGGCCGCCUUCGUCAUUAUCGGAAUCGGGGUGGAUGAUGUGUUUGUGUUCAUCAACACCUUCAGACAGGCGGCCCAUCUCGGCCAUCCGCGGCGGCGUAUGGUCUACACCGUCAAGACGGCCGGCCGAGCCACUUUCUUCACCUCCUUCACCACGGCGGCCGCCUACGCCGCCAACGCCCUCUCCGAGAUCCCAGCGGUGCGCGACUUUGGCCUGUUCAUGGCCCUCAUUGUCAGCUGCUGCUGGCUUUGGGUUUGCAUCCUGAUGCCGGCCGCCUUGUGUAUCUGGACGCGGAGCGUGGAGCCGCACGAGAACGACGAGUUCCGCUGCUGCAAAUCGUUUGGGGGCUUGUCACCGAGCCACGGCCCUCUGUCGGACGACGACGACGACGUGGCCCUGCUGUCGCUGGAAACUGAGCCAGAUCUCCUAGAGGCAGACAGCGACGCGGCCGUUCUUUCCCUGUCGGUGGAGGCACCGCUGAACCCCGCAGGGCACCGGCACCAAGGUGUGGUUAGCGCAAAACUCCAGCGGGCCCUCCAGCGUUUCGUGGUCCGGCCAGCUGUGGAAAGGAGGAAAACUGUUCUAGGCGUCUUCCUCGUCCUCUUGCUGGUGUCCGCGGGCUGUUGCUGCCUGCUGAGGCCAGCCUCCCGCGCCCCCUUACUCUUCCGCCAGGACACCAACCUCCAGACUCUUCUGGCUCUCAGGAGCAACCUCAGCAGUCAAGGUAUCUCCUGCCCCAUGUGCUCAGGGGUGUUCAUGGAGAAGCCGCACUCUUUGUCCCGUCACGCGUCCUCGUCAACAUUCGGGAUGUCCGCGCAUGAGCCGUCCAACAGCGCAGCAGCAGCCGCCUCAAUGGCGCCUCCAAACGCAGCACAGCAAAAUGCGACCAGCAACCAAACAGGCUCCUUACUCACGGUCUUCAUAUCAAAGUUGGAGGCGAGAAGCUCGGACAGCGUUUACCGCUUCUCCCUUAACGCCAGUACUCCUUCCCCGUGGACACUGUGCAGCACAGAGCGCGAGCAGGUGUCUUCAUUUCAGGCCUUCAAUCAUCCGUGGCUCAACUACACCAAAAGAAUGACGGUGUGCGUCUCCCACGACUACUACCCGUAUCCUGGCUGGAUGAUCACGUCUGGAUCCUGUGACCGCCGCCACAGCUGGAUGCCUGAAUUUUUAUUUUAUGUGGCGGCAUCGGCGCAGCAGCACAGCAGGAAACUGCAUUUUGCCCAGCACAAACUGCGGCCUCAUCCGACCCGCGUGUGCGUCAGCCCGCCCGGCUGCGGCGUCAGCGGCACCCCCGACGGACCCACGCGGGGAACCUUUUACGCUCCUCUUCCCAGAGAUUCCGCCUCCGCGGCGCCCGAGAAAGCAUCCAAGAUGUUUGGCUUCAACCCGUGCGCGGGCGGCGCCUGCGGCCGGCCGGCCGUGCGUCCUCUGGUCGACACGGGCGCCAUGGUCUUCGUGGUCUUUGGCAUCUUGGGAGUUAAUCGGACGCAGCGUCGAGGCAAUCAUGUCAUUGGAGACAUUGGCAACGUCAUAUUGGAUCCCGACUUUGACAUUUUCCAGGAAAUGGGACACUUGUGCAAGAUUUGCAAAGCCGUGAGUGCAAAUAAACAACUCGUGAAGCCCGGAGGAGCGCAGUGCUUGCCUUCAGGUCACAAGUUGUCCUCCGUCCUGCCUCUGCUGCAUCCGGAAUGUCACGCUCUGCCCGAGCCCAACCUGCUCCCGGGCCAGCUCUCCCACGGGGCGGUGGGAACACACGCCGGGAAGGUCCGAUGGAUCUCCAUGGCCUUUGAGUCGACCACGUACAAGGGCAAGUCCUCCUUCCAGACCUACUCCGACUUCUUGCGGUGGGAGACCUUCAUCCAGGAGCAACUCUCGGCUCUUCCGCCGUCUUCGGCCUUGAGGCGAGGCUUUCAGACCUGUGAGCACUGGAAGCAGAUCUUCAUGGAGAUCAUAGGUGUUGAGAGCGCCCUCUGGAGUCUGCUGCUGUCCCUGCUUAUCUGCGUGGCCGCCGUCUCGGUUUUUACCGCUCAUCUUUUCCUACUGCUUCCAGUCCUCGUCACCAUCCUGGGAGUGAUCUGCGUGGUGGGCGCGGCCAUGUACUGGUUGGGCUGGGAGUUGGGAGCGGUGGAGGCCAUUUCUCUGUCCAUCCUGGUGGGAUCAUCCGUGGAUUACUGUCUGCACCUGGUGGAAGGGUACAUGCUGGCCGGGGAGACGACACCUCCGGCUGCGGGGCUCGGCUGCGAGGCUGCGGCUCGGAGGCAGAGACGCAGCGUGGAGGCAGUCAACCAUGUGGGUGUUGCCAUAGUGUCCAGCGCUGUUACCACGGUGAUCUCCACGCUCCCCCUCUUCUUCUGUGUCAUCGUGCCUUUCGCCAAGUUCGGCCAAAUCGUGGCCAUUAACACCGCCGUCUCCAUUUUGUUCACCUUGACCGUGACCGUGGCCACGCUGGCCAGCGUGGCGCCUGCCGACUUCAGCCGGACGCCCGGCGGCGUGCUGAAAGCCGCCGCUGCUGCGCUGGCGUUGGCGAGCGCCGGCGGGGCCUCGUGGUGGGCGUUGGGCCGCGCGGGUUUGCCGGCGACCUGGCUGGCUGACGGUGUGCAUACGUGAUGAUGUCAUCGAGCAGUGAGUCUUCUUCAAGUACAGAUGAGUUGGAUUUAAAUUUCAGAUUGAAUCUUUACUUGUUCAUUCAUAUACAUGCUUUAUUGAACUUUUAUGUGCCGUACGUUUUAAUGAUUCGUUUAGUUUCUUUUUUUUUUGUCGUUAUUGAAGGCAGUGUUUGUGCUCUAAAUGCUUUAUGUGACUAUGGCUUUUCAUAAUGUUAAAUGUACUUUUUAGGGAUGAAAUCCUUGCCUUGUUUUUUGACACACACUUAGGCCUACUAGGCUACUGUAUUUUAUGAUGUUGGUACCUGGAGAGCAGUGAUGCGUCUUUAUUUUUAAGUGCUGCUUUGUGUCAAAAGUUUGAGAACCACUGUCACAGAGGACUUCUCAUACGAACACUUGUUUGCACUCAGAUCAGCUUUAAGUACAGGUUCCACCCCCACGCCCCCCCC